AGUGAAAAUGAAAGGGGAACGGUAUCAAGUGACAGAGAUCAUGGAUCUUACCAUGGAGAUCAUCUGCCUGCUGACUGGAGAGGAUUACAUUAUUGAGAAAAAGCCUUGUGACCAAGUCAUGCAGAAAGACGGUUCCCAUGUAACAGGAAGAUGCUACAGGGCUCUAAGCCCCAGCACAUUGCCUCCACGCCACCCAUUGAUUCAGGCAAGGAACCAUGACAAGAAGGUCCUCGAACUGACCAAUAAGAUCAUCCACCUACUGACUGGAGAGGUGUGGCAGUAUUUAGAAGGCUCUAAGGAUCUCAUGACCACAGAGACUCAGCAGUCACUAAACUCAAUGGCAGCUGAAUCGGCGAGAAUGUAUGGAUCUGAAGGAUCUAAAACAUCUGCUUCACCAGUGGAUUAUUUACAUAAAAACAACAGUUUUAUUACAAGUGAUCUGGGUGCAGAUUGCUCUGACUCAUGCUCUGCGAUGACGCAGACAACAAACUUUAUUGUAAAAGAUAUUGAGAAGUCGGCAUUAUCUGAAGAAGGAAAUUUGGUGGACUCCAGUUUUUCUAGACUCACGGACCAUACUCGGACAGAGUUUCCAUCUACCUAUAUUAAGACGGAAUCAGUGUCAGGAGGAAAAGGAGAUCUCACAGACAUUAAUAAACAGACUGAAGAUACAUUUAAUUAUAUUAAGGAGGAAUCUGCCUCAUGUGGACAAAUAAACCUCACAGACACUGACAUUUAUACACAAACAGAACAUCAAGAGACUGAAGAUACAUUUAAUUAUAUUAAGGAGGAAUCUGCCUCAUGUGGACAAAUAAACCUCACAGACACUGACAUUUAUACACAAACAGAACAUCAACAGACUGAAGAUACAUUUAAUUAUAUUAAGGAGGAAUCUGCCUCAUGUGGACAAGUAAACCUCACAGACACUGACAUUUAUACACAAACAGAACAUCAAGAGACUGAAGAUACAGUUACUCAUAUUAAGGAGGAAUCUAGCUCGGUUAGUCAAAGUAAUCUAACAGACACUUACAUUUAUACACCAACAGAACAUCAACAGAGUGAAGAUGAAGUUACUCAUGUUGAGAAGGAAUCUGAUUCCUGUGGACAACGACAUCGCACAAAAAUAGACAUUUAUACACCAGCAGUCGUUGGGCAAACAGAAUAUCUAUCUACUCAUAUUAGGGAGCAAUCCUCCUCAUUUGUCAGCGGAAAUGUCAAUCAAUCUGACAUUUAUACACCCGCAGAAUGUACACAGACCGAAUGUUGGUUUCCUACUCAAGAAGUCAUCACUGAGGCUACUGUAAAGGAAAGAAACAACGUUAUCGCUGAAUUUACUGAUUGUGAUGUAAACCUCAACAAUAAAUCAAUUUACACUACUCAGACUAAGACAUACAUCACAGACAGCAUUCACACAAGAGACAAUCUCUUCUCAUGCACGGUGUGCCCUAGAUUCUUCACCCACAAAGCAGACCUAGAUAAACACAUGAGAACUCACACUGGUGAAAAGCUUUUUUUUUGUUCACAAUGUGGGAAAUCUUUUUACCGUAGAUCGCAUCUCAUUAUACAUCGUAGAAUCCACAGCCCUGCAAAGCCAUUUCCUCGCGGAGAAUGUGGGAAAUAUUUUAAUAACAAAGAAGAUCAUGCUGGACAACAACAAACACGAGAUAAACCAUUUUCAUGCUCUGAAUGUGGGAAACGUUUUGCUCAUGAAUCAAAUCUUAAUAAUCACCUGGAAAAACAUGCAGCACUUAAACCAUUCCUUUGCAUUGAGGGCAAUAGCCAUUUAACGUGGAAAUCAAAUCUCAUUACACAGAAAUUUCACACAGGAGAUAAACCGUUUUCAUGCUCUGAAUGUGGGAAAUGUUUUGCUCACAAAUCAGCUCUCGUCAAGCACCAAACUAUUCACAUAGGAGAGAAACCAUUCUCAUGCACUCAGUGUGACAGACGUUUUACGCGGAAAUCAAACCUUAUUACACAUCAGAGAACACACACAGGAGAUAAACCAUUCCUAUGUUCUGUCUGUGGGAAAUAUUUUGCUCACAAAUCGACUCUUGUCAAGCAUCAGCGAAUUCACACAGGAGAGAAACCAUUUGCCUGUUUUGUUUGUAGGAAACACUUUACUCAAAGAUCAAAUCUCUUAAAACAUCAGAAGACUCAUAAAGGAUGAAUAAAAAUUGUUGGUUUGUUUUUAUUCUCUCUCAGAAUGUGUCAUUUGUGUCCUUUAUACAUAUCUAGAAGGGAUAUUUCUCAGAUUUGAUAUAUGUUGGGCUUGCUCUAUUUAUCCCAUCAUUACAGAAAGAUAGCUAUACUGAACACAUGCCAGGCUGAGAAGGACUGUUUAAAACUGGUUUGUAAUUAUUGUAAAAAAAAAAAAAAAGACAAAUUGUUUUAAUGCUUGAGAAAAUCUAUUGAUAUAUUUUAUAAAGAAGAACAUUGUGAUUAAUCAGUUAAGAACAUGCAUACAGAAAUAAUCACUCCAGUUACUUA
Pelobates fuscus (common spadefoot toad) is the source of this 2484-nucleotide messenger RNA. Its product is annotated as zinc finger protein 134-like. NCBI's taxonomy places the organism in Eukaryota, Metazoa, Chordata, Amphibia, Anura, Pelobatidae. Bases 8 to 2164 code for a protein of 718 amino acids. Gene Ontology annotation, molecular function: RNA polymerase II cis-regulatory region sequence-specific DNA binding; DNA-binding transcription factor activity, RNA polymerase II-specific. Gene Ontology annotation, biological process: regulation of transcription by RNA polymerase II. The record is from RefSeq and is a predicted model, not a curated record. The transcript has 4 exons. Gene Ontology annotation, cellular component: nucleus.